AUGGCCGCACUACAGACCCACUGCCUUCUUCAACCUUCAUGCUUUAUACCGUCGCGGCUCCCGCCGUGCCGAGGAAGAUGGCGAGCAAGCCUUCAGUCUCUUCCAAAACUUCAAUCUCUCAUCCCAUUUGAAGAACUUACCAUGUUAACAGGACAAUCGACCAUCAAGAGGAACAAGUUGGUUGCUCAUGACAAGGAAGAGCAGAACAAGAGCUUAAUCAUCGCCAAGCUUCUUGCCAUCGCCGAGGCCGCCGCAGACCGCGCAGAAAUGCAUGCCAUCAUCGGCGAGCAGCGCAACAAUUGGAACCACCUCUUCCUCCAUUCUAUCAAUUCCAUCAACCUCACCGCCUCUCUCAUGGCUGCGAUCGCCUCCAUCCCUGAAAUAGCAGCAUCCCAACCCCUCAACCUCUCCUCCGCCGUCCUCUUCACUUCAGCUGCCGGACUGAUGCUUCUCGUCAACAAGAUCCAGCCUUCGCAGCUUGCAGAGGAGCAGCGGAACGCCGCCCGACUCUUCAAAAUGAUGAUGCUUUUGGCUGCAUUGAAGGAUAACCCAAAUAAUUCUUUGAAAGGUUUUAACAGCUCAGCUUCGGCGUCAUACUACCGGGGUAGGAGGAACUUCAGGCUCAUGAAAAGAUGUCCGGUUGGCCACCAUAAGGAGGUGGGCUUAGUUGACUAA
Molecule: messenger RNA, 675 nt
Organism: Dendrobium catenatum
Lineage: Eukaryota; Viridiplantae; Streptophyta; Magnoliopsida; Asparagales; Orchidaceae
Exons: 3
Coding region: 1-675 (224 amino acids)
Source: RefSeq, a predicted model, not a curated record